CUCGGAGAGGCGCACGCGAGGAGGGAUUUAUCAAUCCAACUAUAGGUCUCUUCAUUGAACAGCUGGAGAAGUCCGCAGAUGCUCUAGAAGAUUACGGUAUUUCAGUUGCUAAGGUAAAUUGUACUAAUGAACACAUAGCAAAGUACUGCACUGGAGAGAAGCUGAUGAAAAAAGUUUAUUUGUUCAGGGGUGGCAAUGUCCUGAAGAGUUUCGACACAGACACCGUCUUCGACGUGAACGCCAUAGUGUCUCACGUUCUCUUCACUGUGCUUUUUGACGAGGUGAGGUACGUCCAUACAGUUGCUGAGCUACAGUCAGUGGAGAGGGCAGCUAAAGGCAAGGCUGACAUUGUGCUAGGCCAUGUCCAGGUCUUGGGCUUACCAGAGCACCGAGCGUUGAUGGAGACAGCGUUUGUGUACGGAGUCAAGUACCAGUUUGUGCUGACCACAGGAGGCCCAGUGCUGACGAACAUGGGGGUGGAGGAUAUUUCAUCUCUCACAGCAGGUCUGUGGUUCCUGCACUGUAAGGGUGCACCCCAAUCCCAGCACUCAGACCCCUGUCCACACACGGCCCUAAGGAGAGCCCUCACCACCCUCCACAUCUACACCUUCCUCCAGCUGAUGGAAGCCCCACUGGUGAGUGAGGCCUCAGUGGAGCCCUCAGAGGUGAACAUGGUCCACAGCCACCUCCAGGUGCCCCUGCUCUUCCUCUUCUCUCAGCCCCAUACGGUGGCCCUUGACCGGGUCACUGCCCAAACUCUUGCCUGGAGGCUGAGAGGCCAGGUGGGCCUGGUGCUCAUCCACAGAGAGAGUCCUGAUGUAAAAAUCCCACUGGAAUACAAUGCUGCUUACAGACUACCAGGAGAGGGUUCAGAGGUCAAGUACCUGAUUUUGAACAAUCUAGAGGAGGUUAUCGACCUGUUCAGAGAUGAGAGCACUCCGGAGGAGGAAGAGGACGAUGAUAAUUGGGCCACUCUUGAUGUGCUUGAUGAUGAGGUGGCAGAGUCUGUGUACAGAGACAGGGGCCAGAGUCUGGACAUGGAUGCUGUCACAGAACUCACUGCCGACACGUUCCACAGCGCAGUGGCAGAGAGUGACUACACGGUGGUGCUGUUUUACGUGAAAUGGGAUGCUGUCUCCAUGGCUUUCAUGCAGUCCUACAUAGAGGUCUCAGAAUCCCUAGAAGACGCUGACGUCAGCGACGUGGAGCUUGCUGUGCUGGAUUGUGGGGAGUGGACUGACGUGUGCAGCGCUCAGAAAAUCAGCUCCUUUCCCACCGUCCGUCUGUACUGCCCACAGGAGCCUAGCCAGCCCUACCAAGGCAUGCUGGGUACUGAGAGCCUGAACAGGUUCAUCAUGCUGAGUCGUCUGGUGUCCCCUGUCCUCCUGUCUUCUCCUGAUGAGGUGACAUCAUUCCUGGAGGGGGACCUGUACCAGCGACAUGCAGCUGUCGCCCCCGUCACAGUACUAGGCCUGUUCAGCUCCACAGCAGACGCAGGUCUGUCAGUGUUCAAGGAAGCAGCAAAAGCACUCAGAGGAGAGACGAUGGUCGGGUUGUUUGCUGACAGACAGGCAGAAAUAUGGGCUGUGGAGUAUUCUGUGACGCUGCCUGCCAUUCUGGUGUCACGAGGACCUACCUGCCAAACUGAGGCUCAUUCUCUCAACCUCUCCAUGCCGGACCAACUGGUCACACACAUCCGGAGCGCAUUACUGGAUACAUUUCCGGAAUUGACAGUGGAAAACCUGCCCCUGUAUCUGGAGCUAAAAAAAAAACUUCUGCUGCUGUUUGUGGGAGACGAGGAGAGCGGGAGGAAAGGGAACAAGAGAGUAUUGGAGGAUAUGAGGAGUCUGCUGAACACAGGAUUGCCUAACCCCUACCUGCCCUGCUGGAUCCACCUGGGUCGUACCCCUGCAGGUAAGGCUGUCCUGGAGGCAUACCUGGGUUUCCUGCCCCUGCUCCCUGCCCUGGUGGUCUCCCAGCUGGCCACAGGAGGAGAGGUCUUCCACUACCCCACUGGCAGACCCCUAAUGGUACAGCCCAUUCUGCAGUGGCUGCAGAGAGUGGAGGAUGGUGAAGAACCACCUGCAGGCAGAGCAGGCAACAGAUGGCACACAGACAGCAGAGCUGGGGACAGAUAUGCAGGGACAGACUGGCAGAGACAGGGAGUCUCGGGUGUGAUCGUAGAUGAGAAAUGGAUGCCCUCUAUGCCCUUCUACGACUUUCUGUCCGUCAUGGACCAGGAAGUGCCGGGCUAUGCCUCCCAGAGGAGCGCUAAGACUAAAACAAGCCGGAUUGAGAGAGCAGAGGGAGAGAAAGAGAAGAGCAGUGGUGGUGGUGAAAGACAAGCCCGAGCUGGAGCACACAACCCCCAAGGGUCACCCACCACCAAGCCUCCACAGACACCUCACCACUCUGAGCUAUGAGGGGGCUAGAGCAGCAGCCCUGACUUCUGAAGGCUGGAGGAAACCAAUGACAGCUUAGAUCAGAAUCACUUCUAACAGAUAAGCUACACUGAAGCUAUUAGAUAGUGAUAGCUUUAUGGGCUGUGAGAUCCACUGAGCCUCCUAGUAUGUGGUUUAGCUGUUUUACAGUGCAUUGGGAAAAUAUUCACACCCCUUGUCUUUUUCCACAUUUUGUUACAUUACAGCCGUAUUCUAAAAUGGACUAAAAAGAUCCUCAUCAAUCUACACCCAAUACCCCAUAAUGACAAAGCAAAAACAGGUUUUUAGACAUUUUAGCCACACA
Molecule: messenger RNA, 2745 nt
Organism: Salmo salar (Atlantic salmon)
Lineage: Eukaryota; Metazoa; Chordata; Actinopteri; Salmoniformes; Salmonidae
Source: RefSeq, a predicted model, not a curated record